Messenger RNA from Mugil cephalus (flathead mullet), 2306 nucleotides. It is a transcript of the gene rhoab, whose product is annotated as ras homolog gene family, member Ab. The transcript has 5 exons. Gene Ontology annotation, cellular component: dendritic spine; cleavage furrow. Lineage: Eukaryota; Metazoa; Chordata; Actinopteri; Mugiliformes; Mugilidae. The coding region runs from base 110 to 691 and encodes 193 amino acids. Gene Ontology annotation, molecular function: GTP binding; GTPase activity. The record is from RefSeq and is a predicted model, not a curated record. Gene Ontology annotation, biological process: small GTPase-mediated signal transduction; cell migration; stress fiber assembly.
CCGAGCGCGCUCCCGCGUCCAGUAAUUCAUUGUAUCGGAUUGAGAGGAAGCGGCGAGGAGCGGCGAAGCGACCACAAAAACGCCGAAGAAAACCACAUAAACUGAAGGGAUGGCAGCCAUCCGUAAGAAGCUGGUGAUCGUGGGUGAUGGAGCUUGCGGGAAGACGUGUCUCCUGAUCGUCUUCAGCAAAGACCAGUUCCCUGAAGUCUACGUCCCCACGGUGUUUGAGAACUACGUCGCCGACAUCGAGGUGGACGGGAAACAGGUGGAGCUGGCGCUCUGGGACACGGCAGGACAGGAGGACUACGACCGGCUGAGGCCUCUGUCCUACCCCGACACCGACGUCAUCCUCAUGUGCUUCUCCAUAGACAGCCCCGACAGCUUGGAAAACAUUCCCGAGAAGUGGACCCCGGAGGUCAAACACUUCUGUCCGAACGUUCCCAUCAUCCUGGUCGGAAACAAGAAAGAUCUUCGCAACGACGACCACACGCGCAGAGAACUCGCCAAGAUGAAGCAGGAGCCGGUGAAGUCGGAGGAGGGCCGCGACAUGGCCGGACGCAUCGCCGCCUUCGGCUACAUGGAGUGUUCGGCCAAAACCAAGGACGGCGUGCGGGAGGUGUUUGAAAUGGCCACCAGGGCGGCGCUGCAGGCCCGCCGCGGAAAGAAGAGCAAUAAAUGUGUACUGCUGUAAAAAAAAAAAAAAAAACAACACAAAGAAACAGAAAACGGCCGACAUAUUUGGACUGUUUGGGCUGUUUUGCCCCGGGGGGAGGGGAGGGGGAGGUAAUAGGGCUAGUACACAUGGUCGGGGGGGGAGGAGGAGGAGGAGGGGGGAGGUAAAGAAGUGCAGUAAACGACUAUUGCUGUAAAGUGGCUGUUUGUUGGACUGAAUUUACCCCGAGACUCAGGUACAUUUAGUCUGGACAAGGAGCCGCUUACACCGAUACAGAUCUGUAGGAUCCUGGUCCUUUUUCUUUAAACGCGUCAAUAAAUAAAUCCCACGUUAACCAGGAAGCAACAGGUGAAUCCGGGCGUCUGCGAACUGGAAUGAAUUCAGGCUCAGACGCUAACCUGUGAUCGUGAAAGGAAAGCCCCGCCCACACGGUUUUUGAUUGGCCCAGAGCGUAAUCGGUUGACGACCAAUCGGAUCCGUUCCCACAGACGAAUGUUAAGCGAAUAUUGGAAAGAAAAUUUAUUGAAUCUGAAUCCCGAUUUUUUUUUUUUGUUUUGUUUUGUUUUUUAAGCUAACGCGCUACGAGAAGGCGGGACUUAACGAUUAGAAAAGGAGCCGUCUGAUUGGUGGUUGGCUCUGAGAAGAAAUCACUCUUGAGCGUUCGUUCACGAUGCUAGCGCCGUUAGCUUGUUUGUGUUUUUUUUUUUUUUUUAAUCACCUCCUGGUUCAUGUACCGCUGUUGUUUUUAGGCCAGGACCAAGAACAAGGAGCGUUUACAUCCUCACCACUCAUCUCCUUAUUUUGGGAACAUUUAGUUAUUAUUAUUAUUAUUAUUAUUAUUCGUGUACUGGUGAACCGUCGCUACCAGGCCGAGGCGUUUUCGUUUAGAUCUAAAGUUUAAAGAUCGGCGGGUGGGGGGGGACCAGUCGUUAUCGGGGAUUUAUUAUUUUUUAUUUUUCUCGGCCAGAUUUCGACUCUUCUUCUUCUUCUUCCGACAGUGUUGCACCCUCUUCCUGUUUUUCUACUUUUUAUUUUCCCGCUUUGAAAGUUUAAAAAUAAUUAAAAAAAAAUUUAAAAAGUGUAUCAGUAUUUAAACGAAAUAAAAAUAAAAAAAUAGGAGGUGGAUGAUUAGGGAAUUUCUUUUGUGUUGUUGCUUUAGUUUUUAUGUUAUUUUUCUCCUGAUGAUGAUUUACAGAAGGCUGUAAUGACCCGUCUAUCAGCCCCCUCCUCGCCCCCCUCACCUCUGCCAAAUGCUGUGGUUUGGGGCUGUCGGGGUGAAGGAUGCUGACCUUCUCUUUGGUUUUUGUUUGUUUUUUUGUUUUCGUUUUUUUGGCUGAAACAGGAAAAAGAAAAAAAAGAAAGACAAACACACCCUCCUUAUGUACAAAUCAUUUUUAUUUCUAGUUUUUAUUGUGUUUUUAAAAAAUAAAAGAUUUGGACGCUGAAGCGGUGAAACAAAAAAGGAAAGAUGAGAAAACCAAGCUGUAUGCAAAGUCUGUAAAUAUGAAUCGUGGGUUUGUUCAUACUAGACACACACACAUAUACACACACAUACACACACAGACACACACAUGACUGGAAACUGUAUUUGUAAACUAGCUUUGGUUUGUGUAAUAAAUUACUUUCUAUAACA